This is a messenger RNA of Fopius arisanus, 937 nucleotides long. RefSeq names its product TBP-associated factor 9 (gene Taf9). Gene Ontology annotation, molecular function: transcription coactivator activity; RNA polymerase II general transcription initiation factor activity; protein heterodimerization activity. The record is from RefSeq and is a predicted model, not a curated record. NCBI's taxonomy places the organism in Eukaryota, Metazoa, Arthropoda, Insecta, Hymenoptera, Braconidae. Gene Ontology annotation, cellular component: SAGA complex; transcription factor TFIID complex. Gene Ontology annotation, biological process: DNA-templated transcription initiation; RNA polymerase II preinitiation complex assembly.
UCAGUCAAUCCUCUUUGGUCAGUGCACUGGCGUCUGACGUAUGAUGCAUCGAGUGUUUUUCGUCGUUUUCUCAAAAUAAUCCACUAUUUACAUCAUUUCUCGUCCCUAAAUCCGUCACAAUAGGGAGUAAUUGUUAGUACAUGGAUAUCUGAGUGAAAUAAUUAAAAUGGCGGAGAAAACAAAGUCUGUAUCACACGUGAAACACGUCCCAAAGGAUGCACAGGUUAUAAUGUCUAUUAUGAAGGACAUGGGGAUCACAGAUUACGAACCAAAAGUUAUCAAUCAACUCCUCGAAUUCACCUAUCGCUACAUCACCUGCAUCCUGGAUGACAGUAAAAUCUACGCAAAUCACGCGAAGAAAAAGUUUAUUGAUCUGGAAGAUGUGAGAUUAGCAGUAAAAAUGCAGCUGGAUCGUACAUUCACGAAUCCACCGCCUCGGGAUGUUCUCCUGGACGUUGCAAAAUCCAAAAAUAAUAUUCCCCUGCCAUUCGUCAAGCCCAACAACGGCCUGAGACUUCCCCCAGAUCGUUAUUGCCUCAACUCAGCGAAUUACAGAUUGAAAAAUAUCACGAAAAAGCAGGCGGGAAAAAUGCACGCUCUCGUUGGGAACAGUCUCAGUGGAUCGUCGAGACUCAAGGUCGAUUCCAACAAGCCUAUGUCCAUCGUCAAGAGACCUGGAACCACUUUGUCUACGAUCGCCAGGACGCAGACUAUUUCUAUACCAAAACCAGUCUUCAAGUUUUCAACAGGCUCAGCGUCUUCGGGGACCUCCUCGACAGCCCCAAAGCCCAAAAUCCAGAUUGCAGGACAAGGGACGCCAGUUAUCAAAAUGGAGGUGGAGGAGAGUGCCAAGAGGAAGCGUGAGGACGACGACUACGAUGUACCUUCACUCUACAUUUCUCCCUCUCUUCCAUGAUAUAUUUCAUAUGUUGUUAUC